UUGUAUUUCUCUACCGCGAUAAGCUUCCCUUCUGUCUGGAGCCGGCUUUCUCCAAAGUGACACCUUUUCUCUUACGGAGGAGCUGUAAUGACAUGGCAUCUGCCAGUUCGAGCAGGUCUGGUGUUGGCCAGAGCUCCGAAAAGUCACAGUUGACCUUGAAAGUGCUGUCGGCGAAGCCCCAGUCGCCCAAGUCCCCGAGCCGCCACUCUCGCUUGAACUCCUUCGUGGAGGUGACGGCCGACGGGCUCUCCAGUGAGACCAAGAAGACGGGCAAACGCUGUGGACACCCGGAGCUGCAGUGGAACGAGGACCUCACUCUGAACGUGACGCCCCAGAGCCACCUGGAUCUGAAGCUGUGGAGCUGUCACGCUCUGCGGAACGAGCUGCUGGGCAUCGCCUCCAUCGACGUCUACGACACACUCAAGAGCAACAAUGGCAAGAUGGAGAACGUCCAGCUGAACCUGGCCCUGCAGACGGAGAACAAAGGUUCCCUUGUGCCGGGAGGAGAGCUGACCGUGUGCCUGGACGGGCUGGCUGUUGAUCUGGGAAGUUUGCCUAAUGGCAGCGCUGUGACGGACAAACCGCAGCAGAGCGAUGGCCAUGGUAUCCGUCGGACCCAGAGUGAGGAUUCACCGCCCUCGAGCUCCGGCAGCUGUUCUGGCCCCAGAGGAAGAUCACACAGACACUCUGCAGGAAUGGCGAGAGGAGGGCCAGUGGCGAAUGGAGACCCUGCGGUGAAUGGAGAACACAGCCCCGGAGCAAGGAGCCGGCGCAGACAGACUGGCAAGGCCCUGAGCAGUAACACUGGCCUCGGCACACCAGGGAAGGCGGAGGUGGCAGCCAACGGCACGGAGGAUGGGAGGAGAAGCCCCACGUGUCAGACGCCGCCCCCAUCAGCGGCCCUCUCCACCAGCACCACCCCCUGUGCCGGGACCCCCAGCUCGGGCAGCGAUGCCCCGCAGGGCGACACAGGAGAGACAGGAGGCACGCCCACUCCAGACCAGGCCUCCGCAGCACCCGAACAGAACAUGGAGUCCCUGCCUCCUGGCUGGGAGCAGCGUGUCCUCCCCAAUGGCAGGAUCUACUACGUCGAUCACAACACCAAGACCACGACCUGGGAGAGGCCACUGCCACCAGGGUGGGAGAAGCGCGUGGACCAGCGGGGCAGGUUUUACUACGUGGACCACAACACCCGGACCACCACCUGGCAGCGGCCCACAGCCGAGUCGGUGCGGAACUACGAGCAGUGGCAGUCCCAGCGCAGCCAGCUGCAGGGGGCCAUGCAGCAGUUCAGCCAAAGGUUCCUCUACCAGGUACGGUGUGCCCGCGGGAGGCGCCAGGGCGGCCCUGCCCUCAGACUGCCCCGGCGGGCGUUCGUCAUGGCGGCGCCGUGCUGCUAG
Messenger RNA from Lepisosteus oculatus (spotted gar), 1400 nucleotides. Lineage: Eukaryota; Metazoa; Chordata; Actinopteri; Semionotiformes; Lepisosteidae. The record is from RefSeq and is a predicted model, not a curated record.